This is a messenger RNA of Colletotrichum gloeosporioides, 1068 nucleotides long. RefSeq lists its product as uncharacterized. Lineage: Eukaryota; Fungi; Ascomycota; Sordariomycetes; Glomerellales; Glomerellaceae. The record is from RefSeq and is a predicted model, not a curated record. The transcript has a single exon. The coding region runs from base 1 to 1068 and encodes 355 amino acids.
AUGGAGGUACAUCAUCGAAUCAACGACGAGCUUCUGAAGCUUAUUCUGACAAAACUCCACCGUCUGGAGAAUCGUUUCACAGACAUUGACAGCCGUCUGAGUACGAUCGAGUUCUCCAUUGUUCCGGCCCCCCGCAGCAGCACCCCCAUUGCCAGCAGCGCAGCAUCGCGUCGCUGCUCUUGCCAUAUCCCUCAGCCCGUCUUCCAAAGUUUCCAAGUAGACUGGGAGAGACAUGCUACACCUUCAGCUUACAAAGCAUCUGUCGACAAGCUUCGACACCGAUUUGGGCUCGAUGAACAGUCACAGCACGCCCCCGAAGACAUAGGCGUGGCGAGCACAUGCGACAGCCGCAGCGAAAUGGGGACAGGCGAUGUCUUCGUCAACAACUACGACAACUACUCCAUGUCUAUCUAUCCGUCACGGCCGGGAUCCACCUGCAACUUCGGAUAUCGUGUCAGCGACCCCAGAGACCUCCGAGAUCUUCGAGACCUUAGUUUUAGGGACCUCAGAGAUCUCAGGGACUUCAGGGAAUUCAGAGAUCUAAGAGACCUGAGAGAACUGAGGGACCUGCGACAGCAAUUCGAAAUCCCGGAGCUCCCAUCAUGGAGAUACGAAGACAUGCCAAUUGCGGAAGAAUGCAUCAAUAGCACUCGUCCCAGCAGUCGUAGAACAAGCAUCAGCUCGCCUUACCGCACCUUCUCGACUCGCAAAAGUACUUCAAGCACUGCGAGGACAUCCAUGAUGUCUGCAAACACCGGAAGGCCCUCCACCUCGGGCUCAAUCAGCAAGAUCAAAGGUUCUAUCAAGCGGGUGAGAGCCGCCAGCGUCCCGAGGCAGAGACACAGGCCUGCGACUCGAGAAACCUACAACACUAGCGCAAACCAUACCAAAGAUGAUUUGGCGAUACGGCAGCCGCACUCUAUAAUGCAAGAACAGGAUCCUGAGCGUUUUACUGUUUUAAUGCAAAAGAGUGCGAAAGCAUGCAUUUGCUUCGUGCCGAACAUGAUCUCCGGUCUUGGGAAAAGAAUGAUGAAUCAACAAUUGAGGAUGCUCGAUACCACUGCUUAA